AAUGGCGAGGUGGGUGUUGCAGCUCCGGGAGGAAGGUUAAGCCGCGACGGACGUGGGGUCGUUCCCCAUGGCUUGCCCCCCUUGGAUGCUUCUCCUGGGGGUGCUCAUGGGCUGGGGCGCCUUCCUCCCCGCUUCCCCUUCGGAGAUCAUGGAAGGGAAAUGUGGUGCUCCUAACGCGUUGAAAAACGCACGUAUCCCUGAAGGCAGCAGCUCUGAGAAGCUGCGCUACUCCUGCGUGAAGAACUACAAACGGAAAGCGGGCACCUCCAACCUCAUUCUCUGCAAGCUGGAUAGCAACACCAAAAAGUACCAGUGGACGAAAGCCAACUUGACCUGUAUUCGAGACCCAUCGUUGCCUUCUUCAACAACCCCAAUGUCCAGGGGAGGUAAGCUCGUUUGGGCUUUUGUUGGGGAAUUGGGGAAUGGCACCAAACUUCGAUACAAAGCCACGACUUCCACACUGGCGGCUCCCAAGACGACUGCUGCCUCAACACUGGAGACGGGUAGCCCACCGCCAGAUAAACCUACCACCACCACCACCACCAUGGUGCCACGAUCCACCGUAGGGCUUCGCCAAGUCACCUCUCCUGGUCCCAUCACCCAAAGAAGCACCUGGCCCCAAGAGACCACCACCACAUCUCCGGCUUUGCAGGCCAUGACUUCCAAGACCCUUAAGGCAGGAAACAGAUCCACAGCUGCGCCAUCAGAGACAAGCACUCCGUGGAAACUUACAGGUUGGUCCCUGAUGGGCUGA
Messenger RNA from Anolis sagrei ordinatus, 754 nucleotides. NCBI's taxonomy places the organism in Eukaryota, Metazoa, Chordata, Lepidosauria, Squamata, Anolidae. The record is from RefSeq and is a predicted model, not a curated record.